Molecule: messenger RNA, 1670 nt
Organism: Cydia pomonella (codling moth)
Lineage: Eukaryota; Metazoa; Arthropoda; Insecta; Lepidoptera; Tortricidae
Gene: Irbp18
Product: CCAAT/enhancer-binding protein gamma-like
Exons: 3
Coding region: 224-577 (117 amino acids)
Biological process (GO): regulation of transcription by RNA polymerase II; DNA-templated transcription
Molecular function (GO): DNA-binding transcription factor activity, RNA polymerase II-specific; RNA polymerase II cis-regulatory region sequence-specific DNA binding
Source: RefSeq, a predicted model, not a curated record
UAUGUCCAUGAUGCAUGAUAUGACGUCAAAAGCUUUUAUAUAUUUUCAUUCUCAAUCUAUUUACGGGCAUAAGUUUUGUUUUGUUGUGAAAUCAAACAGAGAUGCAAGAUUUUGACUAAAUCAGUACAAAUUCCUACCUAUUCAUCGUGUUUGCUGCUCCAGCGUGAAACAGGGACCAGUCGCGUUAAUGCUGGCGUGGCGUAAGGAUCUGUGAGCUGUUUUAAUGAUAUUUGAGGUCUCUGAAGACAGUUGCGAGAUGCCUCCUGCAAAAGGGAGACGCGGCGUCAGCGACGCAGAUGAUGAGAGCGACGACUACAGGAAACGCAGGGACAGGAAUAACGAGGCCGUUAAAAAAAGCCGAUUCAAAUCAAAGCAGCGAACACAAGAAACAUUCACCCGAGUGAGUAAACUAAAGGCCGAGAACCAGAUGCUAGAAGACAAGGUCAAAACCCUCACGAAAGAGCUCCAGUUCCUCAAAGAGUUAUUCCUGGCGCAGGCUACCAAGGCACCAAAUCCUAAACUAGAUGGCGUUGAUCUGGAGAAACUUCUAGAGGACAUACCAGAUGAAAAGAAGUAGAUUUAAGGGGAAUUUAAAUAGGACUAUAGGCACUAGGCGGAACUUAAUAAUGUCCAGGACAUGUUAACACAAGCUAAGCUCCUUUGCACGAAAAUUUCCAUGCAAGGUGUCACAUUCUCAGUGGACCCGCUUACUGAAUGCAAUUGAAAACUUAUAUAUACUUAUUUAAAAAAAUAGUACUAACAGAAUAAAUAAUAGUACUUCCUACAAAACUGAAGUUUGACAGUGUUUCAAGGACGAAUCAUGUUGUCCCGUUCUAAUGUAUGGCACUAUCAUUUUCGGCUAUUUAGGGUUGUCAAAAUUCAAGUCAUUAUCUUAUCUGUGGGCACGCAGAUUAAUGUCAAGUUUUGCCAACCCUAAUAGCUUGUAACAACGCUGAAGCCGAACAGAGCCGAGAACGCCCGAACAAUGCAGUUUCCCCUACUGGUAGGAAAAAAAAUAAUUAUGUUGACUAUUUAGCUGCUAGCAUACAAUUGGACAUAUUGACUUUAAAGGAUUUGUUCAUGACUCGUGAAAUUUUUAUAUUUCUGUUUUAUAUCUGUUUUGUUAAAAUUUUGAUUGUUCUAUGAGAACUGAAUUUUCAUUGCUUUAGGCAUCACAGAUUAAAUAAGUUAGUUUAGUAAGAAUAGUUUUAGUCAGUACAGAGUACAUAUUGAUAUAUGUACAUUUGAUGGAAUAAGAAAAGUUAAACUGAUCUUUUGCAAUAAGAUGUCAUAUGUAAGAUCAUAUUAUCGUAUUUACGUUCAAAAUAUAUUUAUUUGGUAAAUAUAUGUACAAAUUUUUAGACUACUAACCUGCUCAAAAAUAUACUGACAUAAGCUUUUUUUCGAAAAGAACUGGAAAACUAUUUUUGCAUGUUGGUGUUGUAGAAUUUUUGCUGCUGUCAUGUCUGAGUUUGAUCCAAUACUAUGUACCUAAGACACAUAUUGAUUAGUGAUUAUGUAAUGUAGUCAAUUAAAUUUUAAUUCAUUGUAAUUCUUAAUCAAAAUUCUGUGUUGUGAUUUCAAUGCAUUAUAUGUUUUAUAAAUAAGAUUUUUUGAUAUAAUAUGCGAUUUUAUAAUGAGAUAUGACAAAAUAAAAAACCUCGAAUUUA